AUGAGCUUUGGCGUGGGGUUUGGCGAUGUGGUUCUCCUCUCCAAGUUAGCCUGGAAUGUGUAUUUGGCUUGCAAGGAGUCCAGCGAUGACUUCAGGCGUCUUUCCACCGAAGUCGCAUCCUUGCACGUUGUUCUCAAGGAAACCGAAGUGUAUAUCAAUGAAUUCACUGAUCUCGACCCGUCUCGGAAGAACCGCCUUGAGAUCCUGACAAAUGGCUGCAGUGGCACUCUGGGCGAUAUUGAAAAGCUGCUGAAGAACUACGAAAGCUUAGGCACACAGGCACAGCGAACAUGGGAUCGAAUGCGUUUUGGCUUGGAGGAUCUGGCUGACAUGCGGUCUCGACUCGUUAGCAACGUUACCAUGUUGACCGCAUUCAAUAGCACAUUGGCCAAUUCAUCAACAACACGAAUUGAAAAGCGCCUCAACAAGUUCAUCGCUGAAGUCAAGGCAGGCUUUCGCGAGGGAUCUGUCGUGACCACCCCUGAUGUUACUGAGACAAUAGAAUCGCCCGACGUCUGGAAUCAGCUCCGCCGCGAACUGGAAGAUAUCGGCAUAUCCGCUAGUGUCAUGGAGGAGAACCACGAGUACAUCUCCAACUGGAUGCGAAAUGCUCUUAGGCAAGGGCUGGACGAGCUAAGUCCUGAAAUUCUGGACUCGCGGCGGCCGAGUGACUCUGGAUAUGGGGGCAGUGUCAUCGGACAGAAUGCAGCAGCCAUGAAUGUCGCUAACGAAGAAUUCGAAGCUGAGCUGCGACGCAAACAAUCCGAAAAGCCUCUAGAUGAGAUCUUUCGCCCAGUGACCAACCAGUCUCUCACCCCUAGUGUGAGGAGACGAAACGAUCCUACUCGCCUUAUCAGGAAGCUCUUUCAGAAAGACACGGCCAUUGUACAAGCCGCCAGUGAUGGGGAUCUUGAUAAGGUGGCCGAUCUUGUUAGUAUUGGCUGUAAUGUAAAUGCCAAAGACCGUUGGGGAUGGACUGCUCUCAGCAUGGCGGCCUAUGGCGGGCACUUGGGCAUUGCCCGAUUGCUUUUGGAGCAUGAUGCUGACAUGGACACCGUCGAUGUUGAUGGCGACACUCCUAUGCAACUGGCUGCCACUCGCGGCCACUCUGAUAUAGCCAUCUUGUUUGACCAGGUCCGCGCUGAAAGGGACCUCCGUGCACGGGAGUGUGAUAACGAACAACCGAGGAGGGUUGAGACAUGA
Messenger RNA from Truncatella angustata, 1203 nucleotides. RefSeq lists its product as uncharacterized. Gene Ontology annotation, molecular function: protein binding. NCBI's taxonomy places the organism in Eukaryota, Fungi, Ascomycota, Sordariomycetes, Amphisphaeriales, Sporocadaceae. The coding region runs from base 1 to 1203 and encodes 400 amino acids. The record is from RefSeq and is a predicted model, not a curated record. The transcript is spliced from 4 exons.